AAAAGAAAAACAACUAAAACGAACUUUGAGAAAAAAGAUAUUUGAAAUACAAAAAUUGAAGCAAAAGUUACAAAUAUGUCAACGACAAUUAAAGUUUACAAAGGAGAAGAUAAUUGAUUAUAUUAAUAUUAAAGAAAAAGCAUUAAACUUUUUAACUGGAAUUACCAAACCAGCUUUUUUUGAAUGGAUUUUGCAAGAAGUUAAAUCUUGUGUCAAGCCUAUUGUUAAAACAAUGUCCUUAGAAAACCAUUUAUUAAUUGUAUUAAUGAAGUUAAGACUUGGACAUAAAAAUAAAGAUUUAGCUUUGAGAUUUAACAUUAGUAAAGGAGUCAUAUCAAAAAUAUUUCGCUUAUGGAUAAAACAAUUAGCCAAUGUAUUGUGUAAUUUAAUUGUGUGGCCUGAACGAGCUGCUAUAAGAGCAAACUUGCCAUGUUGUUUUACAAACUUUAAAAAUUGUGUAUGUAUAAUAGACUGCACUGAAAUAUUUAUAGAAAGGCCACAUAACUUAACAGCUAGGGCUCAAACCUACUCUACCUAUAAAUCACGUAAUACCAUUAAAUACUUAAUUGGAAUAACACCAGCUGGUGCUGUAAGUUUUUUAUCAUCUGGAUGGGGUGGUCGAGCAUCAGACAAACUGAUCACAAUUGAGUCAGGUUUUUUAGAUAAAGUUUGUUACGGAGAUUGUAUUUUAGCUGAUAGAGGAUUUUUAGUGGAAGAAGAAUUAGCAACAAGAGGAGCUGUUUUAAUAAUACCAGCAUUUACAAAAAGUAAAAGUCAAAUGGCUGUAAAAGACAUUGAUUUAUCACGUCAAAUUGCUCGUGUGAGAAUCCAUAUAGAAAGAGUUAUUGGGCGUUUAAAAAAAUACCAACUAUUAACAUCAACUAUACCUGUAAGCCAGGUUGAUUUACUUGAUAGUAUAAUGAUUUCAGUAGGUGGACUGUAAUAAAAUAUUACAUCCGCCUAAAAUAUCACAUCCCCCAUUGAAAAAACGAAAGCGAGAUUGCUCGUUCAAGUCAUUGCACUUAGAAGUGUAUCAAAUACGUCCGAAACAUUCAAUUAUAAACAAUAUAAUUAAAACGCAACGAGAUUCAUAAAAACGUGUUUCUACUAAUAUACUAUAAAUGAAAUUAGCAUAAAAUGAUAUCAUUUAACAUUGAAGUAGUAUAAACAUUUUCAGUCCUCUAAAGAAUCUCACAAACCUCCUUUAUCUCUCUUUCUGUAUGCAUUAACUUCUUCAUGUGGAAAGACACGCACCAAUACUUCUCCAUUUGUAUAACUUUCAGCAAACUAAAACAAAAGUUUUUGAAUACCUUAUGCCGUCUUCGUAUUAAAUCAGUUUUAAUUGGCAAUUCAUCCAGUGAGAGUAGCCCAGCUGGCUACAGUACUUCGAUUCGAUUCUUCAAAGCAUCAAUAAAUGGAAUGGCAUUCAAUAUAUUGUUUUAUAUUUAGAAUUCAAAUUUUAUUUAAAUGAAGGCAAA
Hydra vulgaris (swiftwater hydra) is the source of this 1478-nucleotide messenger RNA. RefSeq lists its product as uncharacterized. The record is from RefSeq and is a predicted model, not a curated record. Lineage: Eukaryota; Metazoa; Cnidaria; Hydrozoa; Anthoathecata; Hydridae.